AUGGGAGCCCGAGCCACAAACCACGUGCAGGUGGACGGUCUUGGUGUCUUGGACUACCAAAGCGCCAUCGACAUCGCCCGUAACAGCGAGGGCGAGCUGGAUCCAACCGUCUCGGCAUAUCUGGAACUCGCCCUCACGGAUAUCUGGAGUCGCAUCAGCCUGAACCCCACUUCCUACAUCAUGACCAAGGACGAGUUCGCCGUGUUCAACUUCUACCGUGCCCGCUUCGAAGGCGACCAAGUGGCAGAGCAAGCUGUUGCUCGAUACUGGUCCCACACGCACGACCUCACAACAGACACCUCGGCUUGA
This is a messenger RNA of Zymoseptoria tritici IPO323, 309 nucleotides long. RefSeq lists its product as uncharacterized. The record is from RefSeq and is a predicted model, not a curated record. The coding region runs from base 1 to 309 and encodes 102 amino acids. The transcript has a single exon. NCBI's taxonomy places the organism in Eukaryota, Fungi, Ascomycota, Dothideomycetes, Mycosphaerellales, Mycosphaerellaceae.